CAAGAAAUACCAAAACAUUGUGGUUAAAGUAAAAUAAUAUAAAAUACAUUAUUUGGCUAGCGCUUAGCACCGAAUUAAAUCUCUACAAGACAGAAAGAAAUACAUAUUUUUGUUUGUAACGAGUUCCAUAAUUUAUCAUAUACAGCUUCAAUUAUUUUGCCUAUGUGAUACACGAAACUGUAAAAUAAGAAACUAUAACAAAGAUGAAUGCUGAAUGUGCUUUUGGUGAUGGAGCGAAGGUAGAAAAAGAGGCCCCAUCUCUCCCUUCAAAUCAUCGUUUUCUUGAACCAGAGAAAGCAGUUAAAACAAUCACAGAUAUGGCAAUUUGGGAGAAAUCAGAGGCUUAUAUGGAAUACACAGGCUUUAUUGUCACAUUAAAUGAGGCUAUCAGAGGGAAACCACUCUCAGUUGACUGUAAAAUAUCCCCUAACAUUAAAAAACUUGGUGAAUUACUUGAUAAAAUUAAUAAUUUAAUUGAUGCAUUUCCCCCAAUUGAGCAGCCACAAAGGUUUGGAAAUGUGGCAUUCAAAGAUUGGUUAAAUCAAGUCAGGUUGAAUUCAACACCAUAUCUUCAGGAAGCAUUAGAUCCGAAACUGCACUUAGCCAUACCAGAAAUCAAAGUGUACCUUGAAGAGAGUUUUGGUAACUCAACUAGAAUUGAUUAUGGUACAGGACACGAAAUGUCUUUCAUUAUGUUUUUGUGCUGUCUAUACAAAAUAAGUUGCUUACAAUUAGAUGAUAAUGUGUCCACUGUGUUCAUAUUGUUUAAUAAAUAUUUGAAAAUUGCAAGGAGAUUGCAGCAGACAUAUAGAAUGGAACCAGCAGGUAGUCAUGGCGUAUGGAGUUUAGAUGAUUACCAGUUUGUACCAUUUAUCUGGGGUAGCUCCCAGCUCAUCGAUCAACCCAGAAUAUAUCCACCUGCCAAAUUUGUUGAGGAAGAUAUAAUUGAGAAAUAUUCAAAUGAUUACAUAUUUUUAUCGUGCAUUAAGUACAUUAAGGAAGUAAAGAAAGGUCCGUUUGCAGAACACUCGAAUCAAUUAUGGAGUAUAAGUGCUGUGGGGUCUUGGGCCAAAAUAAAUCAGGGUCUCAUAAAAAUGUAUAAGAAAGAGGUGCUCGCCAAGUUUCCUGUUAUUCAGCAUGUAUUAUUUGGAUCUCUUUUACCGAUACGUAGAUUUCCUAUUCAACAAUAAGUUUUUAUUUUAUUUGCCUAAACAGUAUCAUUAUUGUAUUAGUAUACAUUGUGCUUGUGUUGUAGGAACUUAUCCUAAAUGUGAUAUUAAUUAUAAUCCUUUUAAAAAAAAAUUGGCUUAAUACUCUGUAAUUUAUUAUUUGUUGAUAUUCCUUUUUUAUUAAAUGAUAAA
Pieris brassicae (large cabbage white) is the source of this 1361-nucleotide messenger RNA. Its product is annotated as serine/threonine-protein phosphatase 2A activator-like. Gene Ontology annotation, molecular function: peptidyl-prolyl cis-trans isomerase activity; protein tyrosine phosphatase activator activity. The coding region runs from base 204 to 1190 and encodes 328 amino acids. Gene Ontology annotation, cellular component: cytoplasm; nucleus; protein phosphatase type 2A complex. The record is from RefSeq and is a predicted model, not a curated record. Gene Ontology annotation, biological process: mitotic spindle organization. The transcript is spliced from 2 exons. Lineage: Eukaryota; Metazoa; Arthropoda; Insecta; Lepidoptera; Pieridae.